Molecule: messenger RNA, 1113 nt
Organism: Trichoplax adhaerens
Lineage: Eukaryota; Metazoa; Placozoa; Uniplacotomia; Trichoplacea; Trichoplacidae
Exons: 8
Biological process (GO): proteolysis
Molecular function (GO): aspartic-type endopeptidase activity
Source: RefSeq, a predicted model, not a curated record
AGGGUUAAGCUUUAUAGGGUGCCAACCGCAAGACAAAAUCUUCUUGAAAUGGGCGUUAAUGAAAAGCAUAUCAUCAGUAAAUAUAACCUAGAAACUGGCCGUGAUGACCUAAAAACUGGCCGUGGUGAUGAAAUUCUCAAUAAUUAUUUAGAUGCAGAGUAUUUUGGACCAAUUACUAUCGGCACUCCACCACAAGAUUUUUUGGUCCUUUUCGAUACUGGAUCGUCGGAUUUCUGGGUACCUUCUUCAGAGUGUACUUCUCAAGCCUGUGAGAUGCAUCAUCGCUAUGAUCACAGCAAGUCUAGCACGUAUAGACCUAAUGGUAAAAGAUGGUCAAUCGAAUAUGGUUCGGGAAGUGCCGAAGGAUUUCUUAGUACAGAUGUUGUUAAAGUUGCUGGUAUUACUGUUCAGAAUGUAACCUUUGGUGAGGUAACUAAUUUACCUGGACCUAUAUUUGCUGCUGCUAAAUUCGAUGGCAUUCUUGGUUUGGGCUUUGCAUCAUUGUCAGUUGAAGGUGUUAAGACCAUUUUUGAUCUUAUGCUCCAGCAAGGACUCAUUCAAAAGCCAGUAUUCUCGGUCUACUUGAAUCGACAAGGAACUCAAAAUGUUGGUGGUGAAUUAGUAUUUGGUGGAUCAGAUCCUAAUUAUUACACUGGUGCUUUUAGCUAUGUUCCUCUUUCAAAAGAGGGUUAUUGGCAAUUUGAAUUGGACGGAGGAACUAUCGAAAAUGAAUUCUUUUGCGAAGGUGGUUGUCAAGCAGUGAUUGAUACUGGUACCUCGCUGAUAGUUGGACCAAAUGAAGAAGUAGCUAAGAUUAACCAUCUAAUUGGUGCUGAUAGUAUUCAGUCUCUAGUUAAUUGCAAUAGCAUGCCUGAAUUGCCCGUUAUUACGCUUACCAUUGGUGGUAAAGAAUAUUCCUUAAGUGGUCAAGAAUACAUACUGAAGUAUCGACAAGGUGAACAAGAAAUAUGUCGUAGUGGCUUUCAAGGUGGUAAUUUCGAAGGUAUUGGCGUUCAAUGGAUUCUUGGUGAUGUCUUUAUCGGCACUUAUUAUACCGAGUUCGAUAAAGGAAAUGGUAGACUUGGUUUCGCUAAAGCUAUCUUUCAGGAAUGA